Coniophora puteana RWD-64-598 SS2 is the source of this 1489-nucleotide messenger RNA. RefSeq lists its product as uncharacterized. Gene Ontology annotation, cellular component: membrane. Lineage: Eukaryota; Fungi; Basidiomycota; Agaricomycetes; Boletales; Coniophoraceae. The record is from RefSeq and is a predicted model, not a curated record. The coding region runs from base 23 to 1354 and encodes 443 amino acids. The transcript is spliced from 6 exons. Gene Ontology annotation, molecular function: serine-type endopeptidase activity.
AGACUCGCGCUCAAGGCUGCAUAUGCUCCUCUCCUCCACCCUCCCUCGCCGCCCUCCCGCCCUUCUCAGCGCAUGCGCAGCCACACGCAGCUUCGCGCGCACCGUCCAACGCGCUCUCCCGCGCACGUCGCGCAUCGCGGAGCAGAAAGCUACACAUGUUAAUGCGGUCCCGUCCUUCCGGGAGCAGGUCGCGAGGACGGCCAAGCCGGAGAGUUUCCGAGACAGGGUGCAGUGGCCGAGUGCAGGAAGACAGGUUAUGUUCGCACUUGGCGCGUCCGGACUGUUCUUUGCUGCUGCAUCGCUCAAGACGGAGGAGGAGACCGAGUUUUGGAGAAGGCAUACCUUCACGUUUCUGCCCUGGCAGGCCCCUCAUAGCGCCAGCUUGCAUCAUGCGGUCAAGGUGGAUAUCUACAACAAACUCUCGGCAGGGCGCGAUUCUCUAGAACGUACUAUGCGCGGAUGGCCCAUUGCUCUUCAGGCGUACUGCAACGCGACGUAUGUCGCUCUCGCUAAUGCGUGGCUGAACGCGCACGAGGGUCGGCGCGUAUGUUGGACACUGUGUGCAGCCAACGCUGCGGUGUGGGUGCUCUGGCGCGUACCUCGCCUGCAGGGGUUCAUGAGCAGAAGCUUCACACAUCAUCCGCUAUCGGGGAGGAGCUAUACGCUGUUGACGAGUGUAUUCAGUCAUAAGUCCUUCCUGCACUUGGCGGCAAACUCGUUUGCUCUUGCUAGCUUUGGCACAGCAACAUGGGUAUGGAUGCGCAACGAAAACGUCCGCCAGGGUGCACCCGUACAGUCAACAGACUCGUACCACUUCCUCGCAUUUUUCCUCUCAGCCGGUCUAUUCGCCGGCCUAGUAAGCCACGUCGCGACAACCAAGAUCAUCUUCCCCCGCCUCGUAGCACGCAUGUCCCAAGCCACCCAGUCCGCCCUAGACAACGUCGCCCGCCCCACCGCCGCACACACCGCCGCCGAAGCCGCCGCCUCCGCGGGCAAUGCUGGCAGCAGCAGCGCAGCAGCAGCAGCAGCAGCGCGCCCGAUUCUGCCCUCGCUCGGCGCGUCCGGCGCGAUCUACGCGUGCCUGACGCUCAACGCGCUCGCGUGGCCGCACGCGGAGAUGUCGCUUGUGUUCCCGCCGCUGCCGUUCGGCGUGCCGCUGCGCAUGGGCGCGGCUGCGCUCGUCGCGAUGGAUAUCACGGGCUUGGUGCGUGGGUGGAGGCUGUUUGAUCACUGGGCGCAUCUGGGCGGGGCGGCGUUUGGGGUGGGGUAUUAUGCAUAUGGGACGGAGUGGUGGGAGUGGUGGAGGGAUUUGUGGACGGAGGUGUUUAGGGACGAGAAGGGGUGGGGGCGGUAGGGCUGAAUGGGGUGGGGUGGGGUUGGAGAUCCGUGGUAGAGGAGAUGCGUAGCUUGUUUGAGGGCACGACGGCGGACUUGGAUACUAUUUUCAUUGUUUACUCACCUCUCAGCGGCAUAAUCACCUUAAUUAACG